UUCAAAAUGGAGCUUUAUGAAAAUAAUAAGCCAAGGUCGCUGAAUGACCUUCCUCCGGAGGUGUUCAGGUUCUGCAUCCUUACGACUGAGUCUAUCCAUGGCCAUGAUAGUGAAGAUGAACCAAAAGAUGGGGAAGACAAGAAGAAAAGAAAGAAUAUUAGCUACUUUACAUCAAAAGAAUUAUUUUUGUUCAGAGGUGUCUGUGGGAGCUGGCUAGAUGCUGUCAGACUCACCUGGUGCAAGGUUGUCAAGGACGAGAUUCUCGAGCAGGUGCAGUCUCUGGAGUUUCUGUAUGAAAAGAAAAUGCUCCUCAGUUAUUAAAGCCUCAUAAUAAAUACUUUCUCAUCUCUUAACUUUAAUUCGGUAGUGAGAGAUAUUGUAAGCCAAGGUGAUACGCGAGGCCUAAUCAUCUGACUCAUAUGCUGCAUGGUAAUAAAUCCUGAUGAGUAUAUACCUUCCUCUGUUGAUGAUAUUUCAUCGGAUUUGCUAGAAAAUGCAGUAAAUUACAUGAGAACGCCAGAAUUCUUUGAGAUAUUUCAGAAGAUUGGCCAAAUUGAUGCGAUCCCCAAACUUAGUUUUCAACAGAUGAGACUAAUAAAAACCGAGUAUAUCGACAGAUUUUGCCAUCCUGGCAGUAACUCCCCUCUAACAAAUUCUGCAAAAAUUCUAGCUUCAUGGCUUGACGCCAUCCUUGAGUUCACCGUUCUGAAAUAUGAAGCAUUGAUCAACACAGUCAAGAAGAAAAACUCUUUGAUCAACAGUGAAUGGCCUCUAAAGAAGAUGUUCAUUGAAAGAGCAUACAAGAUUCUUCUUUUUACAAAAAGAGUCAAGCCUGAGAUAAAUCUGACCAUGGAGUACUUAAGGGACAACAAUCUCUAUGACUUCAUGAACAAAGAGAAUAUGAACAAGAACAAAGUUUAUCUCAAGAUCAAAGAGAUAGAGAAGAAAGAGCAUAUGCUUUUGGAACAAAAGAAGGAAAUAGAAGCCUGUACUCAUUGAUUAGAUUAUGGAGGCCAAACAGAUCAAACGAGUUCUGUGCAGAUGGCAAAUGGGCAAGCCCAGUCUGAGACUGAUAACCCUGUUGCACAGGAAAACCACAUUGAAAAUACAGAUCAGUCAAAUAUAGGGCACUCAAAUGAAAUGCAAAUCCAAACUGAUGAAAUUGUGGAUCAAGAUGAUCAUGAUGAGGUUGAAAUCCAAACACAACAAAUGGAACCUCAUGAGCACCACACUCAAAGCAGAGAUAGGCAAGUUGAAGUUUAUGAACAAAACGAAGAAGUUAUUAACACUUCUACCCAACCCCAAGAAGAAGAACAUAAAAUACUUUCAGAAGGAGAUGAAUCGAGAGAUGAAAACUCAGAUACUGAAAAUGAUCCAAACGGAUGAUAUAACUCUAUUAGUGAACGGUACCAUGUUCAAGCGAUGAAGAACAAGAGGCGCAGAGAUAGAGAAGCUCGGAAACGAGCUCAGCCUCCUGAUCUUAGUCAAAGAACAGAGUAUGUAAGAUCCCAAAUGCCUGAGCAAUCUCAGCAACAAGAAAAUGGAGAGCAAGAUGGAAUGGCUGAAAUACUUUCAACUCAACUUUUCGGGCAAAUUUUGGCACUUGGAGAUGUCUUCCAAAACCAAGUUGCUGAAAAGGUUGGAGAAGAACUUCAGAACAUCAAAGGAAAAUACCUGUCAAUAUGGUAUGAGCAUCUCUUCCAGUCACGGAUAUUCCUCGCAGAUCGUCACGAAAAGGUAGAAAGAGCUUUACAGAAAGCAGGAUUAAUUCCAAAAGACAACGAAGACUCACCAGAUAACGAGUGAGAAGAGUUCGAUUUCGAAGAAAUGGGCGAAAUCCUUGAGUCAAAACUCCAAGACCCCGAAAUCCUAUCCCAAAUCCACCAAAACAUCCUCGAUGAGGAAGAAAAUGAAGAAAUCUAAU
Messenger RNA from Moneuplotes crassus, 1924 nucleotides. The record is from the annotation of a GenBank genome assembly. Lineage: Eukaryota; Ciliophora; Spirotrichea; Euplotida; Euplotidae.